Messenger RNA from Equus quagga, 2380 nucleotides. It is a transcript of the gene ENGASE, whose product is annotated as endo-beta-N-acetylglucosaminidase. Gene Ontology annotation, molecular function: mannosyl-glycoprotein endo-beta-N-acetylglucosaminidase activity. The record is from RefSeq and is a predicted model, not a curated record. Gene Ontology annotation, cellular component: cytoplasm. Bases 151 to 2349 code for a protein of 732 amino acids. The transcript has 14 exons. NCBI's taxonomy places the organism in Eukaryota, Metazoa, Chordata, Mammalia, Perissodactyla, Equidae. Gene Ontology annotation, biological process: protein deglycosylation.
GCAGCGGCGCCGCGCAGCCCCCAUUGGCCGGCGGGCGGUGGCGGGGGCGGGCCCAGGCCUGCGAUUGGUCGGCGGCGGGGCCGAGAGCGGCGGCGGCGGCUGGCUCGGCGGCGCCAUGGAGGCGGCCGGAGCUGUGACCCGGGUGGCCGCAUGGCGGCGGGAGCGGCGGCCGGGCCGGCGGCGGCCGCGGAGAAGGUGGGCGAGAGGCCGGGCGGGCAAAACCGGAGGCCCCAGCCCCGCGGCGGGCCGUCGGGCCGGAGUCGAAUCGAGGAGGAGCAAGAAGAGGCAGUCUUCCGUCAGGUGGUCAGUUUUAGCCCGGAGCCUUUGCCAGGUAGAUAUUAUGACAAGGACACCACCAAGCCCAUCAGCUUUUACUUGUCUUCCCUGGAGGAGCUCUUGGCAUGGACGCCCAAUGUGGAGGACGGCUUCAACGUGGCCUUGCAGCCCUCCGAGUGUCGCCAGCCCCCUCUGAGCAGCCGCAGGCCCCGGACAUUGUUGUGCCAUGACAUGAUGGGCGGGUACCUGGAUGACAAGUUUAUUCAGGGCACGGCAGUGCACAAUCCUUACUCCUUCUACCACUGGCAGUACAUUGACAUCUUUGUGUACUUCAGCCAUCACACCGUCACCAUCCCCCCGGUGGGCUGGACCAAUGCCGCCCACAGGCACGGAGUCUGUGUGCUGGGGACUUUCAUCACCGAGUGGAUAGCAGGUGGGCAGCUCUGUGAAGCCUUCCUGGCCGGGGACGAGCACUCCUACCAGGUGGUGGCUGACCAGCUGGUCUCGCUUGCCCGGUUUUUCCGAUUUGAUGGCUGGCUGAUCAACAUUGAGAACUCGCUGAGUCUGGCCGCAGUGGGGAACAUGCCCCGUUUCCUCCGGUACCUGACCACUCAGCUACACCAGCAUGUUCCGAGGGGCUUGGUUCUCUGGUAUGACAGCGUGGUGAGCAGCGGGCAGCUCAAAUGGCAGAAUGAACUGAACGAGCACAACAGGGUUUUCUUCGAUUCCUGUGACGGCUUCUUCACCAACUACAACUGGCGGGAGGAGCAUCUGGAGCGGAUGCUGGCGCUGGCCGGGGGGCGCCUGGCCGAUGUGUACGUGGGCGUCGACGUGUUCGCCCGGGGGAACGUCUUAGGGGGUCGAUUUGACACGGACAAGUCCCUGGAGCUGAUCCGGAAGCAUGGGUUCUCGGCGGCUCUCUUUGCUCCUGGCUGGGUGUACGAGUGUCUGGAGAAGAAGGAUUUCUUCCAGAACCAGGACAAGUUCUGGAGUUUGCUGGAACGCUAUCUGCCCACGCACAGCAUCUGUUCCUUGCCCUUUGUCACCUCUUUCUGCCUGGGCAUGGGGACUCGGAGAGUCUGCUAUGGCCAGGAGGAGGCGGUGGGGCCCUGGUACCACCCCAGCGCCCAGGAAAUCCAGCCCCUCUUUGGAGAGCACAGGCUGGAAGGGGCCAGACGGGGCUGGGUGAAGACCCACUGUUGCCUGGCGGAUGCCUGGAACGGGGGCAGCUCCCUGCUCAUCCGGGGGGCGAUUCCACGUGAGGUUGGAGAUGUGGCUGUGAGGUUAUUCUCCCUGCAGGUCCCUGUGCCGCCCAGAAUCUUCCUGUCCAUGGUGUACAAGCUCGAAGGGCCUUCGGAUGUCGGGGUGGCCCUGGAGCUCACCACAGGGAGUGUGGGCAGCUGUCACAUCGGUGGCAUCUCAGCCUUGAACGCAGAAACAAGCUCACGGUACAGCCCCCGGCCCCUCCGGGUGCCCCCUGCCAAGCUGGCUAGAUGGGUGGGCCACUGCGGCCAGCAGCUCCGCGGGGGCUGGAUCCAGCGCUGCUACGAGGUGAGCCUGCGCGGCUGCCUCCUGCAGGACCUCUUUGUUCGUUUCUCACGGCUUCCGGGCAGCCAGGAGGAGGACUUCGUCUGUCGCCUUGGAGAAAUCCAGGUGGUGGACGCCGGCAGCCUGCUGAAGCCUCUGCCGCGGGUGCAGGCGGUCACUGUCUCCCACUUGCGCUGGCAGCAGGCUGCCUCUGAGGGCGAGGGCCACCCUGCCGGCCUCCAGCUCAGCUGUACUCUGCACUGGUCCUACCUGCUCUCCCACGUCCGAUGCUUCCGGGUCCACUGCUGCAGAGGGACAGCCGGCUGCUCUGCUGGCGGGGGGCCGCCGGGGCCCGAGAAGCCCACGCUCCUGGGCCUGGCUUUUGUCAACCAGUAUCGGAUAGUGGACCUGGCAGUGGCAGCCAUAGGGCCCGGCCAGGAUGGCCGUGUGGAGUUCCUCGUGGAGCCUGUCCCCAAGGAGGGGUUUCUGGUGCCGCAGGCCGAGUGGGGCAGGGCGGCCAUGCUCUACUCCAUGCCUGCCUCGUGACUGGACAUUAAAGCCCGUCUUCCCACCUCAA